Molecule: messenger RNA, 999 nt
Organism: Bolinopsis microptera
Lineage: Eukaryota; Metazoa; Ctenophora; Tentaculata; Lobata; Bolinopsidae
Exons: 6
Coding region: 30-818 (262 amino acids)
Source: RefSeq, a predicted model, not a curated record
GGAUCAGUUAUCAAUAAAUCAGAUUGAAUAUGUUGGUCGUUCUCGUUUGUUUGAUGGUAGGAGUCCUCAAGUCGGCUCCAGUGAACAAGAUAGGAAGUGAUCCCAGUCUCUGGUACCUUGCAAUGAACCUCAACCCUUCUGACGGCCACAUCAUGGACUACACGACGGGCUGGGCCAGAGAUAAGUUUAUAGGGACCUACAGUGGAGCACUGAGCAGCGAUUAUUUAAACAGGGUUAUCUGGGGUCACCCAGUGAGCUACAUAGCGAUAGUUAGGCAUCACAAGGGUGAAGUGGAGGCAGUGAAAGUGUUUCGGUUCAGAGAAAGUGCCAGGUCCCUCCUCUCCAGGUUCCAAGACAUGAACCCCGGAAGGGAGGUAGUUACCGAGGGAGGACCUCUUCAGGAGGACGUUAGCAAGACAGCACAGAAUAUGGCGGAUGAUCCUAUAUUCUCUGUGGACGGAGACCUGGCUUUCAACUGGGCGUACGGUAACAACGGAGUUAGAAUCGUUCUCACGGGGGGUCAUCUAUCUGUGUUGGGAUCAAAUGACCACAACACUCACGGACUAGGGAACCACUUCGCUGUCAACCCUCAUACAGGUAUCACAACACACAUGGAAUGGGCUCACGAAAUCUCGAAUAUCCAGGGUUCAGGAAUGCCCACAGUGGUACAAGGAAUAGAUCAUGGGUCAGGAAACCAGUACAUAAACGGUCCCGUCUACGGUAAUUACGCUAUUUACGUAUCCGAACACGCGGAUACUUUCCCCGGAGACAAGCUGGACCUCGAAAUCGAAGUAGAACCAAAACUUAAGUUCUUUUAAAGUUUAUGUGUGGUCAAUUUCUUUGCAUAGUGGCAGAUAAAAUAUUAUGAUUUGUAGCGAUAAUUUUUUAAUGCUAAAAAUAUGAUGAUUUGAAUUUUAAAAUAAUAAAUAAUUUUAUGCCAAGUUUUAAUCACUGUCCUUGUUUACAAUUAGAAUAGAUAAAUCUUCCAGUUAACCUUUU